Molecule: messenger RNA, 1002 nt
Organism: Trypanosoma theileri
Lineage: Eukaryota; Euglenozoa; Kinetoplastea; Trypanosomatida; Trypanosomatidae
Product: putative phosphatidic acid phosphatase
Exons: 1
Coding region: 1-1002 (333 amino acids)
Biological process (GO): phospholipid metabolic process
Molecular function (GO): phosphatidate phosphatase activity
Source: RefSeq, a predicted model, not a curated record
AUGUUCUUUGAUUCUACAGCCAAUACCCCAUUUCAGCGCUUUCUGAAGAUUGUCUAUGCUUUCCGUCUCAUUGAUUAUCUUGUCUGUGUUGUGAUUGGCAUUGCUGGGUGGCUUAUUGGCCGAUUGGUACGGCCGUACUGCAGACCCUUCUCUUGGAAUGAUACCUCUAUUGCAUAUCCUUACGGCGGCGCAGGAACUUUUCCCUCGUGGACGUUAGCACCAAUUGCUAUCCUUCCAUGUGUAGUGUAUGUUGUGAUGGAAGUUGUUUCUGCUGUCCAUUCAAAGAGCGGCGCGUCCGAAUCCUUUAUCUUGUCAGAAGACGAUAUUAAUAACAAUCAAGUAAACACAGCUACUUCAUCAGAUGGCACGACAAGGCGACGGGGACAAACUGGAUCCCGCGAGAAUGUAUCUGCUGAGACAGAGGAAGCUGCAGUGGGUGAUGUUGUUAAGCAAAAACGAUGGUAUAUGGUUGUAGAAGUAGCAAAUCAUUGGGUUCUUGCACAAGCCUUUUCUGUUACAUUGUGUCUACUUGUUAUAGAUACUACUAAACUAUACGCUGGACGAUUACGCCCGGACUUUCUUGCAAGAUUAGAAAACGAAGGUUAUAACUCAUCUUCAAUAGAUGUGGAUUGGUGUAGUUUGGCGCGUGAAGGAAGACUCUCAUUCCCAUCUGGACACAGUGGAAUAGCUUUUGCAUCUAUUGUCCCAUUGGUUAUCUAUCUUUUGGGCAUAUUACGGGCAUUAAGUGGACGUUCACUUUGGCGUGGAGUAGUAAGCCUUAUUCCACUUAUUCUGCCUAUAACUGUUGCUGUAUCGCGUACACGUGAUAACCGCCAUCAUUUCUCUGAUAUAUUGGCAGGAAGUGUGAUAGGAACUUGUUGUGCCAUUUUUUCAGUAAAAUGUCUUUUUACUUUUUCUAAUCGAAAGAAUAUUCCUUUACCAAGUCGGUUGCAAUAUGGUUCUAAGAAAGAAAAUUGGUGCCCUGGAAGGGGAACAGUCUAA